UGUCCAGAGACGGGUUGCGUCCUAGUUGCCACAGAGAAGCUAGACGGUGUUAGAACAUUCGAGAGAACAGUGGUGCUUCUUCUGAGAAUAGGAACCAAACAUCCACAAGAAGGGUCAUUCGGAGUGGUCAUCAACCGCCCGCUUCACAAAAACAUCAAGCACAUGAAACCAACUAAUAACGAACUCACUACCACGUUUUCAGAUUGUCCCCUUUUCUUUGGAGGGACGCUUGAAGCGAGCAUGUUCUUACUGAAAACAGGUGAUAGAGCUAAGCUCCCUGGGUUUGAAGAAGUCAUGCCCGGCCUAAGCUUUGGUGCUCAAAACAGCUUGGAUGAAGUUGCAGCACUUGUAAAAGAAGGAAUACUCAAGCCACAAGACUUCAGAUUCUUUGUCGGUUAUUCUGGUUGGCUACUAGAUCAGCUCAGAGAGGAAAUUGAAUCAGAUUACUGGUAUGUGGCAGCGUGUAGCUCAGAUUUAAUAUGGGAGGAUUCAUCAGAAAACUUGUGGGAGAUUUUGCAGUUGAUGGGCGGUCAUUACUCAGAGAUUAGUCGGAAACCGAAGCUGGAUAUGUAGAUAUCAUAUUGGUGCUAGUAAAAC
This is a messenger RNA of Tarenaya hassleriana, 597 nucleotides long. RefSeq names its product UPF0301 protein Cpha266_0885-like. NCBI's taxonomy places the organism in Eukaryota, Viridiplantae, Streptophyta, Magnoliopsida, Brassicales, Cleomaceae. The record is from RefSeq and is a predicted model, not a curated record.